This is a messenger RNA of Geodia barretti, 1239 nucleotides long. Lineage: Eukaryota; Metazoa; Porifera; Demospongiae; Tetractinellida; Geodiidae. The record is from the annotation of a GenBank genome assembly.
AUGCCACUGCCAAUCCUGCUCUGCGACCAGUGUGAUGAACCUCUCACUGAUAAAAAUGCGCUCAAUGCAAUCCGUAAUUCUAUCCAGCGCAGCUUUGAAUUUUGGUUCGGAUUAAGCAUUGAAGAACUUUUGCCUACAGAUACCCGCUGUUUAAACUGUAAUUCAAGCGAUUUUCGCAAAGAGGCGACCCUCAUUGAUAGUUAUUUUGCCAAUCUGCUUCAAAUUAUUGACAACUCUGACUUCAAGAAACCACUUGGUGACCACACCAGUGUUAUGUUUGUACCACAAACCAGUGUCGGCGAUUCUCAAUGGACAAAAUGGUUAGCUGAAAUUAGCGUCAUUUCCGCUGCCCUUAGUAGGAGUCGUCCAAUUAAAGAAAGUCAACCCUUUAAGCAACUAAAACUUAAGACACUACCGGAAAUUGAUGGUAAAAUUCAGAUUGAAGAUGCAUUUCUUAACAAAUAUCCAGCUGACGUGGUCCGCCUCGUCGCAAUAUCGCCAAGUGUUGAAGCAAAACAGAUAAACUACAAACAACUUGAGAAACUCGCGGAAGGGUAUCUCGGACAAUAUCAGCAGAUGCAGGCACUAUUCGAUGAUAUAAGUGAGCACCUCUACCCGUUUCUAAUUGAUUCCCAAAAAGCAAGCGAAACAGAACAGAAGGAUACAGCUGCGGAAGUCUAUAAAGAUGAGCAGCAUUUCACCGCCGCCAACGGACACGAUGUUGAGACAGAUGUUGAGACAGGUGUCGCCUGCGCACCUACGCAUACGAAUCUUGAAGUACCAAGAGAUACCACUACUGCUGGUAAAACGCUUCCUAUGGAUUCGCUGGCAAUAACCGUUACCGCGCAACUGCUGCAGGAGGUGCAACAUGCUUACCAAGCCGAGAAUUUCCAUGAAAUGUGGGCACUGUUAACUAAUUUCUGUCAGGACGAUCUUCGCUUUUAUAGCCGCACAAUGGAAUCCCGUCCUACGACAACCCUACGUGCAGCACAAAGUAUGCUUUCAGAAAUAACGACUGUACUUCUACAACGAUUCGCACCCUUGACUCCUUUUUUAGCGGAACAUUUCUAUCGGCUCAUUUCUGUAGAGGGCAUAACCAGUGACCAUAGUAUUUUUCAAGGAAACUGGCACUCGCGCUCGCCUCUGAUUGGACAAAGUUUGCAGCCUUCCGAUGUGAAAAAAGACGAGGCAAAAGCAGAAUGGGAGGAGGUCAAGAGGGCAUACGAUGCAAAAUCCUAA